AUGAUGUUUGAGCAGAGUGAGGAUCGCAGCCUGAAUGGUGGGAAAUGGAGACCAGCUCUGUCGCAGAGCUUCAGCUUGCCAGAGGCUGCAGCCUUCACCCAAGCUGGCCCAGCACAACAGCAAAGAGACCGGAGGAAGGGCUCCAUCGCACAGAGUGUGCGCAGAGACACAGCAGAAUGGUUCGGUGUGGGAACAGAUGAUGGCCUGUCCCUGCACUGGCAGCGACAGACAUGGACACAUUGCAGCCAGACGUUUGGGAAGCUGAAAGCUCCAUACCAGAGGAGCAUGCAACUGGACAGCCCGCAGUCAGCAUGUGCCCCAACGCUGGACUCCCAGAAAAUGCUGAUGACCGGCAACCCAUUGUGCCAAGGCCAGAGUUCACGAUGCUGUAACGCGGACCAGCAGCCCACUCUGCCCCUCAGCCCUGACUCGGGCUAUCACAGAUCUCCUCCUAGGAUGCGAGAGUCAGUUGCACAAAUGAGUCUUCGAGUGGCUGCAGCUGUACUGGCGGGCAAACCUGUUCUAGAAAGUUGUGGAAGCAGAAGCGUCAGGAGAAGUUUUGCGUAUCCCAGUGUGUUGGAGGAAGAUGCAUUUGGCGGUGCUGACAUUCUGGACUACUCGUUUUUCAAUAAGAUGGAGGCUCCAGACGAUGACGUGUUUGAGUCACCGCCACCUUCAGCUCACCAUGACAGAGACUCACAGAUCGACGUAGUCCCAUUCAACAUAGACCGUGUGUGUCCGGAUGUCGUCUGCGGCCAGAGGGUCGGCCGGAGGGGAACGCGUAUGGUGUCACAGGCCAGACACUUCCCGUUUGACCAGCGUGGCCGAUACCUGGGGCUGGGGGUGGUGGGCCGCUGGCUCAACCGUCGAUACCGGCGGUCUCUGAGUGUCCGCACCCGAGACAAGCUGAGGCACCUACCCACACACAGGCCGUACUUCACAUUUUGGAUCACCUUUGUUCACAUUGUGGUCACGCUGCUGGCGAUUGGGAUUUACGGGAUCGCUCCACUGGGAUUUGCUCAGCGUGUAAAAACACAGCUGGUGUUGAUGAGUAAAGGAACGUAUGAGAGUGUGGAAAAUGUACAACAGGAGAAUUUCUGGAUUGGACCUAGCUCGGCAGCUCUUGUUCACCUUGGAGCAAAGUUUUCCCCUUGUUUACGGAGGGACCCGUCAAUCUCCAAACUGGCUGAGGAGAUGAGAGAUGGAGAGAGGGAGUCGGGCUGCUGCGUCCAGAAUGACAACUCAGGCUGUGUUCAGAUGCUGAAGCAGGAUUGUUCGGAAAUACUCGCUACAUUUAUAAAGUGGCCAAACAACCAGGCUCCAAACAUGGGAUCUAUCAAUCAGACACGAUCAUCAGGUGCCGUCUGCCAUCAGGAUCCAAGGACUUGUGAAGAACCUGCCUCUGCUGCACCACACAUCUGGGAUGAUGACAUCACUCGAUGGCCUAUCUGCACCUAUCAGUCACAGAGUAACCUCACAGGACUGAAACACAUGGACUGUACCAUCAAAGGCAGGCCCUGCUGUGUUGGCACAAAGGGAAGGUGUGAGAUCACUACCAGGGAGUACUGCCAGUUUAUGGAUGGAUAUUUCCAUGAGGAGGCUACCUUGUGUUCACAGGUUCACUGUCUGGAUGAUGUCUGUGGAUUGUUGCCCUUCCACAACCCCGAUGUUCCAGAUCAGAUCUACAGGCUUUGGCUCUCUCUUUUCCUUCAUGCUGGGAUUAUCCAUUGUCUGCUCUCUGUGCUUUUCCAUGUGACCAUUCUCCGGGACCUGGAGAUGUUAGCUGGCUGGCUGCGUAUUGCAAUAAUCUACCUCCUGAGUGGGAUUCUUGGCAACUUGGGCAGUGCGAUCUUCCUGCCGUACAGAGCAGAGGCUGGACCUGCUGGCUCCCAGUUUGGUGUGUUGGCCUGUCUCUUUGUAGAAUUGCUUCAGAGUUGGCCGAUUCUGGAGAAACCAUGGAAAGCAUUGAUGAAGCUGCUCAGCCUCCUUCUGGUUCUCUUCGCAGUUGGCCUGAUGCCUUGGAUUGACAACAUUGCUCAUAUGUUUGGAUUCCUCAGUGGUUUUCUGCUCUCAUUUGCCUUCCUACCAUACAUUACCUUUGGCCAGGGUGACAAAUACAGGAAACGAAUAUUGAUCAUUGUCUCCCUCCUGGUGUUCACUGGCCUCUCUGCAUCUCUAGUCAUCUGGUUUUAUGCCUAUCCCAUUAACUGCCAUUGGUGUGAAUACCUCACCUGUAUCCCAUUCACCAGCACGUUUUGUGAGGGAUACGAGCUGGAUCAAGUUGUGCACUGAGUUAGGACUGCUGUUGCCUGGAGACCAUGAGCCAGAAUUAUUCAGCAGAUCAACCCUGGAACUUGGUGCCAAACUGGCCACUGGCCAGCACAAACGCAGCAUAGUUGUACCCGCUGAAUGCAUGUGAAUAUGGCUCCACUCUGUAGCUCCACCGAGAUCCAGCCAAUGUUCACAGAAGAUCCAUCCAACUUUUUGCACUCAUUCACCCUUAGAAAACUGGGGAAAGAAAUGAAAGUAAUUUUACAAGGAACCGGUGUUCCCACUGCAGGUGAUGCUUGCUAGGGAAGACC
Amblyraja radiata (thorny skate) is the source of this 2582-nucleotide messenger RNA. Its product is annotated as inactive rhomboid protein 2-like. Bases 1 to 2292 code for a protein of 763 amino acids. Gene Ontology annotation, molecular function: serine-type endopeptidase activity. The transcript has 17 exons. Gene Ontology annotation, cellular component: endoplasmic reticulum membrane. The record is from RefSeq and is a predicted model, not a curated record. Lineage: Eukaryota; Metazoa; Chordata; Chondrichthyes; Rajiformes; Rajidae. Gene Ontology annotation, biological process: regulation of protein secretion; regulation of epidermal growth factor receptor signaling pathway.